UGCGCCCAAUGAUCUGUUCAGUCAAGUUGAGCGGUUGUGGCAGAUGGACAUCUUGCCCUACCAAAAUGAACGGCUUGUGACAAGGUCAAAGCAAGAUGCUGAAGCUAUUCGCUUGCUGGAGGAGAAAACAAUGAGGGUUGAUGUUGAAGGUGUGCAAAGAUAUGCUACCCCCCUCCUAUGGAAAAUCAGUCCUCCACCUCUAGCCGCUCCAAAGGAAGCAGUACUGCCUCAUUUGCGAAGGACUGAAAAUCAACUGGCACAGAGCUCUGAGAAAUCUCAAGUGUACAAGUCUGAGAUGAACAAGCUGCUAGAAGCAGGCUAUGUGAAGAAAAUUCCCCAAUCCACAGCUGUACAGACUCCAGGGUGGUACAUUCCACACCACAUGGUCCAUCACAACGGAAAGCACAGGAUUGUAUUCAAUUGUUCUUUCAACUUCCAAGGGCUGAGCUUAAAUGAAUAUCUUCUUCCUGGGCCAACUCUGGGUGCGACCUUGCUGGGAGUACUUCUCCGUUUCCGUGAGUAUGCAGUAGCCAUUAGCAGCGACAUAAAGGGGAUGUUUCAUCAGGUGCGUCUCCUGCCAGAAGAUAAAGCAUUCUUACGAUUCCUGUGGCGAGAUCUGAAACCAACCAACGCACCUGAUGUCUACCAGUGGUCAGUUUUACCAUUUGGCACCACGUGCAGUCCGUGCUGUGCAACCUUUGCUCUUCGGAAACAUGUUGCUGAUCACAGCCAACCAGACAGUGAGGUACGAGCAUCAGUAGAUCGUUGUUUCUAUGUGGACAACUGGUUGCAAAGUUUUCCCUCUCUUGAGACUGCCAGACAAUUAGUAGAUGAUAUGCGACAUCUGCUGGCCGAGGGUGGAUUUGAACUGCGCCAAUGGGCUACUAACACACCCCAACUGCUACAACACCUACCGCAGCAAAUCAGGUCAGAGAACCAUGAGCUUUGGUUUAGUUCCGACAGGGCCGACCCCCAGGAGCGUACAUUAGGACUUAGGUGGCAAUGUAGAUCCGACACCCUUGGUUAUAAACAUGGUCAUGUCGUAAAAUCUCAGCCCACUAUGCGACACAUAUAUAGCAUCCUUUCCAGUCAGUACGAUCCAUUGGGAUUCAUCACCCCAUUUACCACUAGAGCUAAGAUCAUAGUCCAGAGGCUCUGGGACAAAAAAAGAGAAUGGGAUGACCCUGAAUUGCCCACAGAUCUCAGGAAUGCAUGGCUCACAUGGGAAGAUGAGCUUCCACAACUUUCCUGUGUCACACUGCCCAGAUGCUACACUACAAAGGUAGAUCCCUUGAUCAGCUCAAGAAGUGUGCACACAUUCUGUGAUGCCUCAGAGCGAGCAUACGGUGCUGUAGCCUAUCUCCGCACUGAAGAUAGCAAAGGACAAGUAGAGGUGUCCUUCUUGGCAGCUAGAUCACGAGUAGCUCCAAAGAAGCAGCAGACAAUUCCCCGACUUGAGCUAUGUGCUGCUCUAACUGGAGCACAAUUGGCAGCAGUUCUGAAAACAGAGCUCUCACUAGACAUCAGCAGUUUCAGAUACUGGACUGAUUCUACAACCGUUCUCAACUGGCUUCAAUCAGACUCAUGUCACUUUAAAGUGUUUGUAGGAACUAGAGUUGCGGAGAUUCAAGAGCUAACUGAUUCAAAAUCAUGGGUAUACGUGCACUCACAAGACAACCCUGCCGACGAUAUUACUCGCGGCAUGUCACUGGCUCAGCUAGCCAAACCUACCCGCUGGAAGAAUGGCCCAGAAUUUCUGCAGAAACCUCCAUCAUCUUGGCCCAAACUGCCCAAUCUAGUGCCAGCUGACACUUCAAAAGAACUGCGUAAACCAGUAUCUUUCCAUCUUCUAAUAACUGAGGCUGACCAGCAUUCAGUCAGUGCUUCUCAAUAUGACAACUUUCAAGAGCUUGUAGAUGCAACAGCCAGAACCCUUCACGGGGCGGCCAGUCCCACAGACACUGUCACUGCUGAUACAUAUAAGAAAGCCGAGCUCAGAAUUAUUCAACAGUCUCAGAUGGAUAGUUUUCCUGACGAAUAUGCUCAGCUUCAAGCAGGGAAACCUAUCUCCUCAAACAGUCGUCUAAAGACUUUAUCUCCCGAAUUUGAUUCUGAAACGCAGCUGAUCAGAGUGGGUGGACGACUCCGAAGAUGUCGCUUGCUGAGCCCUGACAUUCUUCACCCAAUUGUCCUAGACCCAAUCCACUCAGUGACUAAACUACUUAUUAGGCAGUACGAUGCACAGCUCCAUCACCCUGGUACUGAAAGGGUCUUUGCUGAAAUUAGAAGACGCUUCUGGAUCUUGAGAGGUCGUCAAGCUAUUCGAUCAAUUCAAUAUCAAUGUACUGAGUGUCAGAGGUGGCGAGGUAAGCCCAACAUACCUAAAAUGGCUGACUUACCCCCUUCCAGUUUAAGACUCUUCCAGCCAGCCUUUUACUCCACGGGCAUGGACUGCUUCGGCCCAUUUACCAUCAAAAUUGGGCGACGAAACGAAAAACGCUGGGGUAUCAUUUAUAAAUGUUUGACCACAAAGGCAGUGUACAUCGACCUUCUCUCUCAAGCCGACACAGAUUCUUUCCUUAUGUCUCUACGCCGAUUCAUCUCCCGUAGGGGAAAGCCUCAUGAGUUGUGCUCUGAUCAGGGUACCAAUUUCAAAGGUGGAGAUCGUGAGCUUAAGGAAUCCUUCAACAAUAUUCACCCUCAGUUGCAAAGAGAACUUGCCAAGCAACAAAUUGAUUUUCAAUACAAUCCACCAAACUCCCCACAUUUCGGAGGAUCCUGGGAAAGGGAAAUCAGAUCUGUUAAAGCUGCACUAUACACCACCAUUGGUGCACAAACUGUCACAGAGGAAGUGCUCAGGACUGUCCUUAUUGAAAUUGAGGGGAUUUUAAAUUCAAAGCCGUUGGGAUAUGUUUCCUCGGAUGUAGCUGAUCCGGACCCAAUAACCCCUAAUUCACUCUUAAUGGGCCGGUCAGACUCUGCCCUGCCUCAGGUAAUUUACCCUGCAUCUGAGCUGCUCAGCCGCAAACGCUGGAGACACAGCCAGAUACUGGCAGACCAGUUCUGGAGCUGUUACCUGCGCAACUACCUACCUGGACUCCAGUCUCGCCAUAAGUGGCAACAAGAGAAAGACAACCUGACAGUAGGGACAGUGGUUAUGAUUGCUGAUCCGCAAUUCCCUAGAGCAUUCUGGCCCAUUGGGACUGUGAAAGCUGUCCAUACCGGAGCUGAUAACAAAGUAAGAGCUGCAGAAAUCCAGGUCAAAGACAGAACCUACAUCAGACCUGUUGUCAGACUGAUUAAACUCCCUUCACUCCCUGAAUGAUUGUGAGUUCUGGCCCAAGAUACAAAUCUGCAAGCACAUUUGGGGGCGGCUGUACUAAACUGAGGGCCAGUGAUUAAUAUGUUCAUUCAUUCUUUGUACGUGUAAUGGUUAAUUUGCUCGUGUUAUUUAGUCAGGCAUCAGUCACUCGCCUAUAGUUAGGACCCAGAAGGUGGAAAGGACCCGUAUGCUGACGCAGUUUAGAAUUCAUUUAUUAUCGUCUUUAUUAUUGCUGCCGCGAGACGAUACUAACGGUGAUGAUAAUGCCGUUCUGCCGCGAUACUGAGUAAUCGCAUGUGUGCGUGCAUCAAAGAAACCACACUUUAUUAAAGACUGUUCAAGUUUGCAAUGGGUGGUCUAUGAGUGGUGUGUGCAUCUAGCUCCUUCUAAAUGGACAACACUUAAUUGUUCUGAUCGGACACUAUUUGGUGGUUGCCACCGGGUAUUAAUUGGCACCUAAGAGCCGAACAAUUCUUUACAACCACGCCCACCGGGGGGGAAAACAAACCAGUGUUGCCAGACGUACGAUAAUUAUCGUAUUUGUACGAUCAUUUUGACCUCUGUACGAUGUACGAUCAAUAAUGAAAAAAAUCCCAUAAUGUACGAUAAUUUCAGUAUUUUGUGACACUUCAAAUGAUGGUCGUUAUAAUCGGUUCAUUGAUCUAGCUGUGUGGAUCCUCUACAUCAUGGUUGUAAGGAGAAAGUGAACUUUGUUAGGCAUGUCUUCCAUCUCAUCUCAUGUACGUCUUCUCGGCCAAUAAUCGUGGAGAAUGACUCUCUCUCAGGAGCAUAAGUUAACAUUCCUGCCGCGGUGCUUAGGUCAGCUGUUUCUCACUAAGUUACGCCUAAUUAUUUAUGUAUUGUGGUAAUUUGCAGGUCAUGUCAAAAAGUUGUUGGUCUAUAGAUAAAUAGCUGUAUUCUGUACGUUUGACUCGUUAUGUCACCUUUAUUUAUUUAUACAGCACUUUUUACAAUGCAGAUUGUGUCAAAGUAUAGCUUUACAGAGAUAGAGGGAACAUAAUUUUGGUUGUAGAGCAGCUAAAAUAGUGUGAUUGUCCAGCUUAAGUUAGUUCAGUAUUAAUUCUUUCCGUUAUAAAAAUCAUUAGUUAUUAAUUUAGUUCAUUUACCUAUACUAAAAAGUCAUGUACGAUAAUUUUCUUCCAAACACGAUAAUUUUGAGCUUCUGGUACGAUAAUUAGACAUUUCCAAUCUGGCAACACUGAAACAAACCAACAGUCCCCAUUGACUUUGCAUUGCGUGAGGCUGCCUCCUUGUCUUU
This is a messenger RNA of Megalobrama amblycephala (Wuchang bream), 4601 nucleotides long. RefSeq lists its product as uncharacterized. The record is from RefSeq and is a predicted model, not a curated record. Gene Ontology annotation, molecular function: nucleic acid binding. The coding region runs from base 44 to 3325 and encodes 1093 amino acids. NCBI's taxonomy places the organism in Eukaryota, Metazoa, Chordata, Actinopteri, Cypriniformes, Xenocyprididae. Gene Ontology annotation, biological process: DNA integration. The transcript is spliced from 2 exons.